AUGUCGAUACACGCUCUACCGCAGGCGGCUGUGCGCACCAUUCGAUCCGGUCAGGCUUUGACGGACCCUACCUCGGUUGUGAAAGAACUUGUUGAUAACGCCCUUGAUGCCCGAGCAUCUAACAUCACUGUCGAGAUCUCCACGAAUACACUCGAUCUGAUCCAAGUCAAGGAUAAUGGUCAUGGAAUUGCGCCUACCGAUAGGCCACUGGUGGCGAAGCCUUAUUGUACCAGUAAGCUUAAAGAUGAGAAAGAUCUUGCUCUUGUAGGUUCGUUCUAUCUCGGCUUUCGAGGUGAAGCCUUGAGCAGUGCAUUGGAGAUGAGUGGUGAGAUGACCAUCACUACAAGAGUCGAAGGCGAAAGUAUUGCUACUGCUAUCAAACUUGAUCAAAAUGGCGAACCGGUUCAAGAUCGUGCCACUCAUCCACCUGGAACCACAAUUCGUAUCGUCAAUUUCCUCAAGAAUCAGCCAGUCCGCAAGCAGGUCGCCUUGAAAGUUGCACCCAAGACUUUGACGAGGAUCAAGCAGUUGUUGCAGUCGUAUGCUUUCGCCAGGCCGGCCACCAGAUUGUCAUUGAAAGUUAUCAAGGCCAAAAGUGACAAGGACAAUUGGACCUAUGCACCAAAGGUUGGCAGCGGUAUCGAGGAUACAGCUCUCAAGGUCGUCGGAAAACCUUGUGCUGCUCAGUGCGUCUGGGCCGAGAUGGAGCACGAAGGCUUCACUGUGCAAGCGUUUUUACCUCGCCCUGAUGCACAUGCUUCGAAGAUCAGUGGGCUGGGACAGUAUGUAUCGGUUAACGAUCGACCUCUCACUUCGUCCCGUGGCAUUUCAAGGCAGCUUGUGAGGAUCUACAAAGAAAGUCUCAAAGGCUCAUCCUCUCUGCAUGAUGCCAAAGACCCCUUUCUUUAUCUCUCGCUGUCUUGCCCACCAGGUAGCUACGACGUCAAUAUCGAGCCGGCGAAAGACGAUGUGCUCUUUGGCGAUGUCGACAAGGUCACAGAAGCCGUCAGACGACUGAUGUUGAUCUCAUACCCGGAGAAAGACGACGUGGUCGAACCGACGAUCGCGCUCAAACCUGCUCAGGUUUAUCGUGUGCCGGAGACAGAGACGAGACCCAAACGAGCCGAGGCGAAGGACAACAUGUACGAUCUCGAUGAGGAUGAUCUCACUCUAUUCAUGGAUUCGGUAGAACAACCCAGACUUGAUGCUGUUGAGGAAGAAGAGCGACCUGGAACUCUCAGAAGUGCCGCAAUGUCAAAUCCUUGGGUGACCGCCAAGAUGAAUGCUUACAGCAACAAGAAGACCGCCCCGAACGUCCAGCUCUUGACUCCAGCUAAACCGGCUUCGAGUGCCACACUCGAGUCGAGCUCACCUGCUUUUGAAAUACACCAUUCGCAGCAAUAUGCGCCCGGACUGCCGACACCACGACCGUCAUCGCCUGUAUCCAUGCUUACAGAGGAAGUAGAACCUUCCGGUCACCAUCGUAUGAUAGGCCCUCCUGAUCUUCCACCACCCAUACCUCAUAUGUCAAGUCAGAGCAAGUCGCCAAUACGGAACAGUUUCGAAGCUUCGGGCUCAUCUUCAGCUCCUCACCGGAUGACUCUACCUCCUGACCAGGCUCCGGAAGGCACACCUUUAGACAGCAUACCAGAAGUGGCACUCAGGAGGCGUAGUCCGGCAAAACAGCAGCAGCGAUCAUUCGCCAACAAGCCCUUCGUAUCACCAGUCGACCCCGAACGUGACGCAUGGUUCCAUUUCCCGGAGUCGCAAAGAUCGAAGCAAUUCGCGCCAAAGAGAAUGUUGCAGAGACAGAGUGUCGAAGGACUCGUCCCAAACGAAGAGCCAUACUCGUCAGGCGCUACACCUACUCCCAACAAUGCUGACAUUCGUAACUUCCUUGGCCGAGGUCGAGAUCAGCAGUCUGCUACUCCUGUGCCCAACUGUCCGACAGAUUCAGGCGAUGAGAGUGCACUACAAACUGAGAUUCGCCACGAGACGCAGCCUAAGGGGUUCGUCAAGGCCAGUGAACUUGACCUCGAGAGCACUAAAUUUGUGGAGGCUGUACAUUCUGCUCCAAAAGCAAAGCCGAAGCGCCACAGAACAGCAGACGAUCGUGCGCUCGAAGAGAUAUCUGGGAAUGGCAGAGCAGAUGACGAAGGGGCAAGCGGCUCAGAAUACGAAGACCGUCCCCGUCGUCGCCGCACUGGAGAAUCGGACCCAAAACGAUUACGACGUACCAAAUCUGCAACUCUACCACUCGAAAAGGUGCCUGUAGAGUCACAGACUCAAAGCUGGAACACUAUGCUAGCCGUGACAGUGGAUGGCUUAGAUGAGCAGUUGCGGCACAUUGUGUCGGAAGGCACCUUUAUGGCCUGGAAUGCACCUGCUUUCGACCCACUAGCAGAGCAGAAGAGAAGCUUCACAGAGGAUGAUGUGCAGCUCUGGACCUCUUUGCUCAGUCAAUCUCUUCUCAGACUUGAGCCAGAAGCGGAACUGGUGCGUGAUUUGGUUGACGUUGUUAGAAACUCCAUGAGCAGAUGGGAAUCUUUUGCUGUUUGA
Messenger RNA from Aureobasidium subglaciale EXF-2481, 2559 nucleotides. RefSeq lists its product as uncharacterized. The record is from RefSeq and is a predicted model, not a curated record. Gene Ontology annotation, molecular function: ATP-dependent DNA damage sensor activity; mismatched DNA binding; ATP hydrolysis activity. Bases 1 to 2559 code for a protein of 852 amino acids. NCBI's taxonomy places the organism in Eukaryota, Fungi, Ascomycota, Dothideomycetes, Dothideales, Saccotheciaceae. Gene Ontology annotation, biological process: mismatch repair. The transcript has a single exon. Gene Ontology annotation, cellular component: MutLalpha complex.